Notolabrus celidotus (New Zealand spotty) is the source of this 2687-nucleotide messenger RNA. It is a transcript of the gene zic2b, whose product is annotated as zic family member 2 (odd-paired homolog, Drosophila) b. The record is from RefSeq and is a predicted model, not a curated record. Gene Ontology annotation, molecular function: DNA-binding transcription factor activity, RNA polymerase II-specific; RNA polymerase II cis-regulatory region sequence-specific DNA binding. The transcript has 2 exons. The coding region runs from base 259 to 1413 and encodes 384 amino acids. Gene Ontology annotation, cellular component: nucleus. Lineage: Eukaryota; Metazoa; Chordata; Actinopteri; Labriformes; Labridae. Gene Ontology annotation, biological process: regulation of transcription by RNA polymerase II; central nervous system development.
UACGCGGCCAGCAGUAUUCCUUCGACUCUGUUAACCUCCAUUCACAGCCACACAGUAAAUAAAAGCAUGGAGGCUCUCGGGAUCUAACACUGAACAGCGGGGGGUAAAGACACUGCCGCAUGCGCUUUCCCCUCAUCAAAUCCACCAGGAAGGAAACACGGAAGCGAUGAACCUUUGAAGUGUUGCACUGAACUCGUUUUGCGUGGAAAAGGGGGAUCGGAGCUGGCAACAGGAGCGGGGCAGCCCGCCGUGCCGAGCAUGAAGCGGACGGCUGGAGUGGCCAGGCACAAUGGCCUCGUCUCUCCGUUGGGGAACAACAACUCUGGGGCUUCCAGCAUCGUCUCGCCUCCCCAGCAGAGAGCGACUUGUAUCUCCUCCUGUGCAGAGACGGGGAUCGGCGGGGGGAUGGACGGCCUGCUGGAUUUCUCCAAAGGCCCUACUGUUAAAACCGAGCUGAUAUGUAAAUGGAUCGACCGAACUUCUUCCAGACAGAGGCUUGGGCGGACAUCCACAUCCGUCUGUGACCAAACUUUCAGCUCCAUGCACGAGCUGGUGGACCACGUCACCACCGAGCAUGUAGCAGCGGGGCUGGAGACCCUCAGUCAUGUCUGCAUGUGGGACGAGUGUAUCCGCGGAGGGAAGGCGUUCAAAGCCAAAUACAAACUCAUCAACCACAUUCGCGUGCACACCGGGGAGAAGCCUUUUUCGUGCGCAUUCCCCAACUGCGGCAAGAUGUUCGCACGCUCCGAGAACCUCAAGAUCCACACACGCACACACACUGGUGAGAAGCCGUUCCAGUGUGAGUUUUGCGAGCGGCGAUUUGCCAACAGCAGCGACCGGAAGAAGCACUCACAGGUCCACACAGCAUCAAAGCCCUACGACUGCAAGGCUCUUGGCUGCACCAAGUCCUACACCCACCCCAGCUCCCUGCGGAAACACAUGAAGGUUCACGUCAAGUUGUCACCUACCUCUGAACCCCAGGACCCGUACGGCUUGGUCCCUCAUCAACUCGAACAACCUCAUCAGGCUCUCCUCGAGCCCCUGGAUCUGAAGAUUAACCGUCUUUCUCCACCCUUCGGCAACAGACACAUAAAUUUCCCGCUUCUGUCUCAUCAUGAAUUGAAUAUUAGCUCAGCCAGCGAAGUGGACAGUAAGCUGCUGCUGCGUAGCUCGUCUCCAGCAGCGAUGCCUCUGGAUCUGUCUUUGUCUGGCCUGAAAAGUCAGCUGGCUCAGAAGCAUCAGAGUGGCAGGACCCCCAGGCGGAGCCAGCGCUCAGUAAACCCAGCCUUACCUCACUUGUCUAACAUUAAGGAAUGGUAUGUCUGUACCAGGACUACAGCACCACACUAUCCUCUUCUUCACCCAGACCACAUCAAAUCAGAACCUAGUGAUGAUGAGGAGUAUGUCACAUAGGAUGGAGGAACUAUUGAACUCGAGUGAUGAACAGGCAAGCGAGCUUUUCUGUGGAAUCAUAGUUGCUGUUAUUUUCUGGGACCAGCAGUUGUAUGAUUUAACAUCAGUGUCCAUUUUCAGAAGGAAGAUACCCGUGGAGGUUUCACUUCUACUCAAAAAAAUAAAAACUGUCUGUGGACCAAAAGCGAUCGCUUAGAUGUUUCUAGAAGGGUGAAGAGGAAGUCCAUUUUUCUUGUAAACAAAGCAAAAAUGUUCACAAAUCACUGUCAGCUACCUGUCCUGAACUUAAAGAGCAUAACAUUGUAGAAAUGGACCAAGGAAUGUACGUAACUGCUUUUGUUGCUGUUAAAGAAUAGGAAAUGAUUCACGUAUGAUGACCUUUAAAGUGAGGAAGAUCUGCCGGGGUGAAAAAGCAAGUUCAAGGGCUAACAUGACUCUGAUAGAAGCGGUUUGUGUCAACCUGAUUGGUAGCUCAGCAGGUCCACAACAGCAGAUGCAAUGGGUAUAAGCAGGUGUGAGAUCUGAGUAUGAGUUAAACAAAGGAGUGUACAGUGACAUGCAGUUACAAAAAGGUUUGGUUCUGUUCUCAGAGAAGGGUUUCUAUGCCGUUUGGAGAUGCCAUAAGUAUUGUGCUUGGAGGAAAAGUUGAGCCUCUACUGACAAAACAUUUAUAGUAACGUGUUCAAAAGUGUUUCAUCGGAUCACAGUCGACUCUGCAGCCGUCAGGUUAGGGAGAGUGGGACAUCUUUGUACUAAUUUUCAAAUCUUAACCUCGUCAUCUCUAAAGACAUUUCAACGGAUAACUCACCAGCAUUUGUUUACACUCCAUCUUUUUUCAAUUAUUUGAGAAUUAUCAUAAAUGUCAUACCUGUAUUACUUUUAACAGUAGAAUGUGUAUUAAAUUAUGGAAAUAACAUGUUGUAUUUUCCCUUUGAUCAAAUGUUGCAGCCAUGAAAACGGUUGUCUUGAAACAGAAUAUAUCGUGUAAGGUUUUGGUAAAAUGAUAAAUCUAUGUUCAAAUCUGCUGCACUGAGAAUACUUUAAAUGGUUACUACGUUACUUUACCAAUAUACAUUAUACACACACCCCAGGUCUGUUCAAGCUGGAUUUGAACCUGGGAGAAAACAUAGCAGAGGAUUUACCUGAACUGUCUCACAUACUCGGCACAGCAUUGCAAUGAUGCACAACCACAGAGGAACUUUUUAGUCUCACAGUUUUGUAAGUAAGAAGAGCAACGGACAAUACGGCUGUGACAAUAAAUGUAUUGAAUGAAA